CUAGCAGUUAUCAACUUGGACAGUCAGUAGUCACCGCCACAUGUAAUUUCUGGGAUCGAUUGGGUUAUUUUUGGAAGCAGAAAAUUUUAACGGCACGAAAAUUUCCUCACAGAGUUUUGAGCCCUCCUCCUCCCCAAUCUCCUUAAACCCUAGCACCUGAGAAGACAAGACACAGCGAUCUUCGCUCUCUGGCUCUUCAUUAGCCAUCCUCGAACUAUUUCUUCUGCUUCCUGACCUCUGUUCCAGCUCUGAAGAAGAGAACCUUUGCUUAUGUGUUGAGAUGGACGGUACUAGUUCUCAGUCAUCAUCUGCACAGCCACUUCGGCCUCCUGCAGUUGCUUCCAUGGGACCUCAGAGUUUUGGUCCAUCCUUGUCUAUGCAAUUUCGACCAGUUGUUCCAAGUCAGCAAGGACAACCAUUUUCCCAACAGUUUCAACCAAAUAUAGGGAUGCCUUCUGGUCCUGGUCAACCGCUACAAUUUUCUCAACCUAUGCAGCAGUAUCCUCCGAGGCCUAGUCAGCCUGGUCCUAUGCCUUCGUCACAGGGUUUACCAAUUUCAUAUAUUCAGACAAGGCCUAUUACAUCUGGCCCACCACAGUCACAGCAACCUGCUCCCCCUUUUAGCAAUCAGAUGCCUGGCUUAGCUGGUGCUGGAGCACCUUUUUCUUCAUCAUAUUCUUUUCCACCAUCAUCUUUUGCCCAGCCACAGAAUAAUGUCAGUUCAAUGCCCCAGUUCCAGCCACAGUCUCAAAUGCAAGCACCUGUAGUACCUGUUGGCGGGCAACCUUGGUUGUCCUCGGGAAGCCAAGGUGCAGCAGUUGUUACACCAGUACAGCAACCUCAACAGCCUUCUCCUGCUCCUUCUGCUGAUAAUACUACAAAUGUUCCUAGCGGAACACAGCAAUCCUCAUCUGACUGGCAAGAACAUACAUCGGCUGAUGGAAGAAGAUAUUAUUACAACAAAAGAACAAAGCAAUCUAGUUGGGAGAAGCCUUUAGAAUUGAUGACGCCAAUUGAGAGAGCUGAUGCAUCAACUGUUUGGAAGGAAUAUAGUUCUCCAGAUGGAAGAAAGUAUUAUUACAACAAAGUUACGCGGCAAUCGAAGUGGACGAUGCCUGAGGAAUUAAAGUUGGCUCGUGAACAAGCUCAGAAAGAAGCUAGCCAGGGAAAUCAAUCAGAUACGGGUUUGACCUCUCACACCCCUGUUGCAGUUGCUUCAGCUGGAACAUCCAUUGUGGCUACUAAUUCAGUGGGCACUAGCACUCCUACAGCACCAACUGGGGUAGCAUUGAGCCCUGUUGCUGUUACACCUGUGGCUUCUUCAGCUAAUCCUCCCCUGAUAGGUUCUGGAUCAUCAGCGGCUCCUGGUGCACAGUCUUCCGUACCAGGUGCUGUGGGAGUUCAACCUCCCAUGGUAACUGCAACUCCCCUGCCCCCUACUGUUUCAGGAACUACUGGAACUCCUGCCAACACAACUUCAAUGAGUCGAGCAUCUCAAGAUAUUACAAAUUCAAAAGACGGAGCUUCUAAACAGGACAUUGAGUAUUUUCUCUUGCAGGAAGCAAGGAAGGGCAUGGCAGUUGCUGGAAAAAUCAAUGUAACUCCUAUAGAGGAAAAGUCACCAGAUGAGGAGCCCUUGGUAUAUGUCAAUAAGCUGGAGGCAAAAAAUGCAUUCAAAUCACUUCUGGAAUCUGCAAAUGUUCAAUCUGAUUGGACUUGGGAACAGGCAAUGAGAGAAAUUAUUAAUGACAAAAGAUAUGGUGCGCUGAAAACAUUAGGUGAGCGGAAGCAAGCUUUUAAUGAGUACUUGGGUCAAAGGAAAAAAUUGGAAGCUGAAGAGAGACGCAUGAGGCAGAAAAAAGCUAGAGAAGAGUUUACAAAAAUGCUGGAAGAGUCCAAAGAACUUACUUCAUCCACCAGAUGGAGCAAAGCUGUAACUAUGUUUGAAAAUGAUGAACGUUACAAAGCCGUAGAGCGAGCUAGAGAUCGAGAAGAUCUUUUUGAAAGCUACAUUGUGGAACUUGAGAGGAAGGAAAAGGAAAAAGCUGCCGAAGAGCACAGGCGGAAUAUAGCUGAAUACAGGAAAUUCCUGGAAACUUGCGACUUUAUUAAGGUGAACAGCCAGUGGCGUAAAGUUCAAGAUCGAUUGGAGGAUGAUGAGAGAUGCUUGCGUCUUGAAAAGCUUGACCGCUUGCUCAUUUAUCAGGAUUAUAUACGUGACCUGGAGAAGGAGGAAGAGGAGCAAAAGAAGAUACAGAAGGAACAUUUGAGGCGGGUUGAGAGGAGGAAUCGUGAUGAGUUUCGCAAGCUUUUGGAAGACCAUGUGGCUGCUGGUACUCUUACAGCUAAAACUCACUGGCGCGAUUAUUGUUUGAAGAUCAAGGAGUUGCCUCAAUAUCAAGCUGUUGCAUCAAAUACUUCUGGUUCGACACCAAAAGAUCUGUUUGAGGAUGUUGCUGAAGAAUUGGAGAAACAGUAUCAUGAAGAUAAAACUCGUCUUAAAGAUGCAAUGAAGAUUGGGAAGAUUACCUUUGCAUCCACUUGGACAUUUGAAGAUUUUAAGAAUGCAGUUUCUGAAGAAACUGGUUCUCCCCCAGUAUCAGAUAUCAACAUAAAGGCUUCUUUAACACUCUUUACUUGCUUGAAGCUUGUAUAUGAGGAGUUAUUGGAGAGAGCGAAGGAGAAAGAGGAGAAAGAAGCUAAGAAACGUCAACGCCUUGCCGAUGACUUCAAUAAGCUUUUAUACACAUUCAAGGAAAUAACGGUAUCUUCUAAUUGGGAGGAUUGCAAGCAACUUUUUGAAGAUAGCCAAGAGUACAGAUCAAUUGGUGAGGAGAGCUUGAGGAGGGAGAUUUUUGAGGAUCACAUUGCGCAUCUACAGGAGAAAGCUAAAGAGAAAGAACGCAAGCGUGAGGAGGAAAAGGCCAGAAAAGAUAAAGAGAGAGAGGAGAAAGACAAGCGGAAGGAGAAAGAGAAAGAGAAAAAAGAGAAGGAGAAGGAGAAGGAGAAGGAGAAGGAGAAGGAGCGUGAAAAAGAAAAGGGUAAGGAACGGUCGAAGAAGGAUGAAACCGAUAGUGAGAAUGUAGAUAUGACUGAUAGUCAUAGUCAUAAAGAGGAUAAGAAAAAAGAAAAAGACAAGGAAAGGAAACAUCGAAAGCGGCAUCAAAGUGCCACAGAUGACAUGGGUUCUGAUAAGGAUGAGAAAGAGGAGUCUAAGAAGCGCAGACAUGGCAGUGACCGCAAAAAAUCGAGAAAACAUGCAUAUUCACCUGAAUCAGACAAUGAAAGCCGGCAUAGAAGACAUAAAAGAGAGCAUCGGGAUGGUUCUCGUAGAAAUGGCGGAUACGAGGAACUUGAAGAUGGGGAGUUGGGCGAAGAUGGUGAAAUCCAGUAGUCCUGUCUUCCUGUUGUUAAGUGUUUUGGUUCUGUUUUUGGGUUGGCUAUCCAAUGCCUGAUUGGCUAAAUAGACAUGAAUAUUGUAAUAACUUUUAUUGAUAUAUAUAUAUAUAUAUAUAUAUUUAUGACA
This is a messenger RNA of Ziziphus jujuba (common jujube), 3526 nucleotides long. RefSeq names its product pre-mRNA-processing protein 40A. NCBI's taxonomy places the organism in Eukaryota, Viridiplantae, Streptophyta, Magnoliopsida, Rosales, Rhamnaceae. Bases 281 to 3394 code for a protein of 1037 amino acids. Gene Ontology annotation, biological process: mRNA cis splicing, via spliceosome. The record is from RefSeq and is a predicted model, not a curated record. Gene Ontology annotation, molecular function: protein binding; RNA binding. Gene Ontology annotation, cellular component: U1 snRNP; U2-type prespliceosome. The transcript has 29 exons.